Molecule: messenger RNA, 828 nt
Organism: Zygotorulaspora mrakii
Lineage: Eukaryota; Fungi; Ascomycota; Saccharomycetes; Saccharomycetales; Saccharomycetaceae
Gene: SLX8
Product: SUMO-targeted ubiquitin ligase complex subunit SLX8
Exons: 1
Coding region: 1-828 (275 amino acids)
Molecular function (GO): metal ion binding
Source: RefSeq, a predicted model, not a curated record
AUGCCAACUGAACGUGAGUAUCACAGAAGUAGUGCUAUAGAUGACCUCGACGGUGUCGAGGAUACCGAGGAUAUCGAAGAUACGGAGAGCACAGAUGUUGGUGAGAGAGAUGAAGAUGAUGAGAACGAGAAGAGCGAAGAUACAGAUGACACAGAUGACACAGAUGGCGAUAUUGACCACCGAACGAAAAGAAGAAGGAUAGAUAGCGGAGAGGUCCAUGUUUACGGUCAUCGUGAUGAUGGGGAUUCAGACACGGACGCUUCAAUACAACUUGUGGCAGAAAGGGAAGUUUCUGAGGAAGAAGAGGGGGAGGAGGAUUUGGAUCUACUGCAGGCUUUGGAGGAGUCUCAGCAAAGAAAUCCUCAUUACUAUGUGGGGCAAGUUGAAAGAGAGACUAGUGCCGCAGAAGCGGGACAUGAAAUCACCGCAGAUACGACUGCUGCAGCUCCAAUGGCUGCUACAAGUGGAAUCCAGGCCGUUUCGGAGACUACACCGUACCCAGAAACUAUAGAUUUGGAGGCAGAGGUCGCCGAGCAACAAGUAGUGGAGGUACCUGAAAGCGAAAUUCUAACUGAGGCGCCCACAAUCACUCCAACAGUUCACAAGUCAGUAAAGGAUUAUCGAUGUCCUAUUUGCUUUGAACCUCCCGAUACAGCUGUCAUGACACCGUGUGGUCACGUGUUCUGUCUUGGAUGUCUGUUUCAGAUGGUAAAUAGUUCAAGAACUCACAGAAGGUCCGGUCAUUGUGCUCUAUGUAGAACUGAAGUGAAGCUGCGUGAUGUUAGAAUGAUCGUAUUGCGGAAGAAUAGAGUGAAAAAGGAGCAGUAG